Molecule: messenger RNA, 1811 nt
Organism: Ornithorhynchus anatinus (platypus)
Lineage: Eukaryota; Metazoa; Chordata; Mammalia; Monotremata; Ornithorhynchidae
Product: keratin, type II cytoskeletal 8
Exons: 9
Coding region: 91-1494 (467 amino acids)
Cellular component (GO): keratin filament
Source: RefSeq, a predicted model, not a curated record
AAAACCACCGUGGCCGGUAAAACCGUCCACCUCCCGUCUCUCCAGCCUCGACCCGUCCAGCGCUCCGUCGGCCGGUCCUUUAUCUCCGCCAUGUCCGUCAAGGUGACCCAGAAGACCACCGUCCAGAGGACCUCCUCCGGCCCGCUCAACUUCAGCAGCCGUUCCUACGGCGGGGGUGCGGUCUAUGGGGGCGGCCAGCGCUACCUGGGCCGCCCGGCCGGGCUGGGGGGCUACGGGGCGGUGGGCUUCGAGGCGGUGAGCAUCAACCAGAGCCUGCUGGCCCCCCUCAACCUGCAGAUCGACCCCACCUUCCAGCGGGUGCGGAAGGAGGAGCGAGAACAGAUCAAGAACCUCAACGACAAGUUCGCCUCCUUCAUCGACAAGGUGCGGUUCCUGGAGCAGAAGAACAAGAUGCUGGAGACCAAGUGGAGCCUGCUUCAGGGACAGAAGUCGUCCCGGAGCAACAUGGCGGCCAUGUUCGAGUCGUACAUCAGCUCCCUGCGCAGGCAGCUGGAAUCCUUGGACCAGGACAAGCUGAGGCUGGAGGGAGAGCUGGAAAACAUGCAGGCCUUGGUGGAGGACCUCAGGAUGAAGUACGAGGAUGAAAUCAACAAGAGGACCGAGAAGGAGAAUGAGUUUGUGCUUCUCAAAAAGGAUGUGGACGCGGCGUACAUGAACAAGGUGGAGCUGGAGUCGCGACUGGAGGGUCUGACGGACGAGAUCAACUUCCUGAGGCAGCUGUAUGAGGAGGAGCUGCGCGAGCUGCAGGCCCAGAUCUCGGAAACGUCGGUGGUGCUGUCCAUGGACAACAACCGCCACCUGGACCUGGACGGCAUCAUCGCCGAGGUCAAGGCCCAGUACGAGGAGAUCGCCCAGCGCAGCAAGGCCGAGGCCGAGAGCAUGUACCAGAUCAAGUACGAGGAGCUGCAGGUGCGGGCGGGCCGGCAUGGCGACGACCUGAAUCGCACCAAGUCGGAGAUCUCCGAGAUUCACCGCUCCAUCAGCCGCCUGCAGGGCGAGAUCGAUGCCAUCAAGGCUCAGAACCAAGGCCUGAAAGCCGCCAUCGCCGACGCGGAGCAGCGCGGUGAGCUGGCCCUCAAGGACGCCCAGGCCAAGCUGGAGAAGCUGGAGACCGCCCUGCACGAGGCCAAGCAGGAACGGGCCCGCCAGCUCCGCGAGUACCAGGAGCUGCUGAGCAUCAAGCUGGCCCUGGACGUCGAGAUUGCCACCUACCGCAAGCUGCUGGAGGGCGAGGAGAACAGGCUGGAGGCCGGGAUGCAGAAGAUGAACAUUCACGCCAAGGCUGUCGUCGGCUACAGAGGUGGACUGAACGCGGCCUAUAAGAUCAUGAACCCGGGGGUGGGUUUCAACGGCAGAGACUUCUUGCAGCCCAUCAUCCCCCCCGCCCCCCAUAACGCCAAGGCGGUGAUCAUGGUGAAGAAGAUCGAGAGCCGCGACGGGAAGAUUGUGUCCGAGUCCUCCGAUGUCCUCUAAGUGAACAGGGGCACGCGCCCCGCCCCCCACCCCAGAGCCAAGACAUCCCCGGGGGUGCCUGGGCACCACUGACAAGGUUGGGGGGAUUCACAGCCCCCGCCUCCAAAUUACCCGCAUUUUGGGGGGUCCGAGGUUAAACCCUCCCACCCCCUCAGAAAAGAAGGAAGAUAAGAGUCCUAGCUGGUGCUGUUCCCCCCUCCACGCCAUGCAUCAGACUAUAAAAGCCCCAUGAGGGCAGCGGGCAAAAGUUUCGCUUCCAUUGGACGCUCAAGUGCUCGGUACGUUAGAUGCUCAAUAUAGUUUGCUGAUUGAUGGAU